Messenger RNA from Owenia fusiformis, 767 nucleotides. NCBI's taxonomy places the organism in Eukaryota, Metazoa, Annelida, Polychaeta, Sabellida, Oweniidae. The record is from the annotation of a GenBank genome assembly.
CUCAAUACCGGAAGUGCUUCACCAUGUUUGCUCGUAGUCAAAGAACCCUGCUAUUUGCACGCAACCUGUACGUUACCUCCACAGCAAAUAUGUCUUUAAAGGUAGGAGACAAGCUGCCAAACAUCAGUGUAUUUGAGGGAACACCAAAAGAUAAAGUAAGCCUCAGUGAGCUGUUUGCUGGCAAGAAAGGAGUCCUCUUUGCUGUCCCAGGGGCCUUCACACCGGGUUGCUCAAAGACUCAUCUACCUGGCUAUAUAGAGAAGUAUGAGGCACUGCAGGGUAAAGGAGCAGGAGUGGUAGCAUGUAUAUCAGUCAAUGAUCCUUUCGUAAUGGAUGCUUGGGGUAAAGCACAAGGUGCAGAUGGCAAAAUUCGCAUGCUGGCUGAUGCAACUGGUGAGUUUACCAAGGCCAUAGGAAUGGACAUUGACUUGCCCCCUCUAGGUGGAGUACGCUCUAAGAGAUACUCUAUGGUGAUAGAAGAUGGUGAAGUGAAAGCUGUGAAUCAAGAGCCAGAUAAUACAGGACUUACCUGCAGUCUAGCAGAUAAUAUCAUGGGCCAGCUAUAAGAUUAAGACGAACACUCUUGCAUCUUGAACCCAGCUUCUAGAAUAUUGCCAAAUUAUAGCACAUAAGCUACCAAGUAGUAUAUAUUUUAAUGGACUUGUGCCAUGUGACGUUCGAAUCAAUUAAUUAUGCCUAUACAGUGUAUGUCAUGUACCAUUGUACCAAGGGAAGUGUCAAGUACAGUGAAAGCUGUAAAGUGGAAC